CCCGCAUCACUCACCAGAGGAGGUGGCCAAGUUGGAAGAUGCGAUGAACGACCGCGCGCGCAGGCUAGCCAAGGCCAUUCUUGCGAAGAACCGUGGCUUCCUUGACCCUGAGCCGUGUGGCGUGCCCCUGGCGGAGUUGCCGCUUAACACGGAUGAGGAGUUCAACAAGCUUGCGGCGGAGCGCUACCGGCUGAAGCGAAGCAACAAAAAGGACAAUAAUCCCGAAGUGAAGGGGAUUGAGAAUGAAAUGAAUGAUCGUGUGCAUGCACUUGCAAGAGAGCACCUUCGAAAGGCACGGGCCUUCUUGAAUCCCGAGCCCGAAGGUGUGCCACUGGAAGAUGUACCACUUGGCCGUGAUCCCAAGUUUCUUGACAUGGAGCGUGGCCUCGCAAGGAUGCGCAAUGAUCCGAAUGCCUCCGCCGAAACGUUGAGUUCCCUCGAAGAAGAUUUGAACGUGCGUGCGCAUGAGGUUGCAAGGGAGUUUCUCAAAAAGGAAAGGGCCUAUCUCGACCCCGAGCCCCUCGGCGUCCUCGUGGAAGAUCUUCCUCUCAAUCACGACCCCAUUCUUAACGCCUUGGAGCGCAAGCGCCGUGAGCUCAAAAAGGACCCUAAACGAAAUGGGGAUUUUAUUCGUGGAUGUGAAGACGAUAUACAUGACCGUGUGAGGGCGAUUGCGAAGGAGUUUCUGGACAACGAGCGUCGGUUCCUUGAUCCAGAGCCCGAGGGCGUCUUGCUUCGUUAUUUGCCUCUGAAUCUUGACAAGAAAUUUCGAUUACUUGAAUUGAAGCGACGUGAAAAGCUUCGUUUACCCUUGUUGAAAAAUGAAGUUCAUUCUUUAAGAAGACUUGAGAGGAAAAUGAACGAUCGAGCCCAUGCAUUGGCAAAAGAAAUUUUAUCGAGGAACCACGCAUUUCUCGAUCCUGAACCCCUUGGUGUACCGCUUGACGAUUUGCCGCUGAAUACCGAUGAGAAAUUCCGUCGUAUUGAUGAAGUAUUGUGCAUUCAUACCAUGGAUGCGCAUAUGGAUCAGUCGACGUGGAAAGAGCUUCAAAAUGAGUUAGAUGGCCGUGCUUUUGAGUUGGCAGGAGAGCUACUGAACGAAGAACGUUCUUUUUUACCUUUAUCGCCUUUUGGGAUUCCAUUGGAGGAGCUUUCUUUAAACAAUGACUUGCCACUGCGCGCCAUUGAGCGUGCAAGACGAGCAAAACGUGGCCAAAUGCUUGAUGAUGCGGAGGAAAAGCAGAUGAUGUUUGAACGUGUUUUAAAGAUUGCGGACGGUGUUUUGGCGAGCGAUCGUGAGUACUUACAGCCUAAUCCUUGGAAAGUUUCUUUGACGCAACUUCAACUAGACAGAGACGAUGCGUUUCAUUCACUUGAAUUGGAGCGACGCAGACUGAAGAAGAACCCGGCGGCAAACAGCGAUGAGAUCCAAAACAUUGAGAAUGCAUUGAAUGAUCGGGAAUUGCGGCUGGCCGAAGAAUUUAUUCAAAAUGAACGUGCAUUUCUGGAGCGAGAGCCGGAGGGCGUACCCUUGGAACUGUUGCCUCUUGACUCGGAUAGUACUUUCCAUGAAAUGGAGUUGGAGCGGCGGCAACUACGGCAAAAUCCAAAAAUCAGCGAAGAAGUAAUAGAAGAAUAUGAAGAAAAGAUGCGGGACCGUGUACGCGCAUUGGCACUUGAGUACCGCGGCUGGCAAGACGAGGAAUUCCAUGAAUCGAAUAAGCAUAUGGCGGAGGAGUGGCCACGUAUCUGUGAGCUUUACCCAGAGGGUAUCCGUGAUCCGGUGGUGCCGGAGAAAACGCUUCCAUCACAAGUUUCUUCUGCACCACUUGAACUGGGAUAUUUGGCUCCAUUCAUUGCCGCCAUGAGUAGGCAUCCUCCACUUAUUGACCGUCUUUUCGAUUCAAAAGAGCAUCCUGUGAACGGCCCAUAUUCGUUUAUUUUUUAUGAUCCUAACAGCAACCCGGUGCGCGUCGAAAUUGACGACCGUGUUCCAGUGGACGCAAACAUGGAACCGAAGUUUACACGAGUCCCGAAACGGUCAUGGUAUCCGCUAUUGCUGGAGAAGGCCUACGCGAAGUUUGUUGGUGGGUACUCCCGGCUUGAUCAGUGCACACCGCAUGAAACGUUGCGGGAUUUGACGGGUUGCCCGGUGCUUCACAUCCCUCUUGACGAUAAACUGGCGGAGGCUGCCAACACGGGCGAUUUUAGGUCGGUGAAAUUCUGGGGUGGCGUUGCGAAGGAUCUGGAGCGCGGUGAUGUCAUUACUUGCAUCUCUAACGUGGAUGCUGGGGACGGCAUCCAUCCGCUGUGCAGUUAUGCCCUCUUCGCGGUUAUUGAAGCCGUGAAGGAGUCAAAUGAUCCCGCAGACAUUGUGAUAAAACUGCACAACUGCUACUUUGAUGAGCCUUUUUAUAGUGGACCUCUCAACCGGAACGACGGAAGCUGGAAAAAAGAAUUGAGGGACGUUUGCGGCUCUGAUCCCUCUCGUGUUGAUCACUUGUUCAUGCCCCUCUUGACUUUCCUGAAUAAUUUCUCAAGCAUGCAGCGAUGCAAUAUUAACUGCGGUGAUCGUCUCACUGCUGUCGGUAAGUGGAAUAGAAAGACUUGUGGAGGCAAUCCAAAGUUUACGACCUUCCGAAACAAUCCGAUUUAUUUGGUGGAGAACAAAUCCUCUCGUCCAGUGAGAAUUCUGGCUGAAUUACGUCACCAAACGCCGUCCUUUUCAGAUAGUGAUGGCUUGAACCACUACCACCAGACGGGAUUGGUGUUGAUGCAAUCUGUACAUGCCAAGAUGGCACCGACUCCGCUCAUCACAAGUAGCACACACCGGUUUAUUCAAAAGGGUAUGAUGCUGGACGCGAGGGAGGUAUGCUCGCAAAUGGACCUUCCACCCAGUACGACAUGUUAUCUUAUCCCGUACACCAUGAAGCGUGGCUGUCACGGUAAGUUCAAUAUUUCUGUUUAUCCCGGGAUGGCAAAGGUGACGUUGACACCGUUGCGAUACGCCGGCCUCAAGCGCGACCCGCUUGUCGUGGAUUUUGUGCUGAAAAGUGGUCUCAAUAGCUCUUUCCGUGUGUCUUUGCAAGUGAGUGAUCCGUGUGAUGUUCAUGUUUUAUUGGGGCAGGUGAAGCGUCGUCGAAAUGUACAUCCUCUUGUUGAUUUUCUAGCCGAUGACGCGGUGAAGUUAACUGUAUUUGAUAAUUAUGGCAUAAAACUGGCGUCUACAGGGGAUGCAACGAAUGCUCGUGAACAGGCGUUGGUGUUGCAACUUUCCAAAACUUGUUUGUUGAAUUUUGUGGCAGAGCGAGUGAACCGUAAAGGAGGCGGUGACUGUCCCUGCGUGUUGUAUUUCUUCACUCCGCCCAAGAUUCUGGCGAAAAUUGUUUCUUUGCCCCCUCUCAAUCCCGUAGCGGCCAAGCCCGGCGUCGCUGGCGGUGGAUGGACACCGCGUGGCGUCUCUACGAGUUCCUGCGAGUCCGCUGAUUUUCAGAAUUAG
This is a messenger RNA of Trypanosoma cruzi, 3499 nucleotides long. RefSeq names its product calpain-like cysteine peptidase, putative. The record is from RefSeq and is a predicted model, not a curated record. The annotation marks the transcript as partial. Gene Ontology annotation, biological process: proteolysis. Gene Ontology annotation, molecular function: calcium-dependent cysteine-type endopeptidase activity. Lineage: Eukaryota; Euglenozoa; Kinetoplastea; Trypanosomatida; Trypanosomatidae. The transcript has a single exon. Gene Ontology annotation, cellular component: cytoplasm.